Molecule: messenger RNA, 923 nt
Organism: Racocetra persica
Lineage: Eukaryota; Fungi; Glomeromycota; Glomeromycetes; Diversisporales; Gigasporaceae
Source: the annotation of a GenBank genome assembly
UUAUCGAGUAUAUGGAAGGUGGUGAAAUACAAUGGAAAGACGAAAAUGAUCGUCCUGUUAUGAGUGUUGAUGAAGCAAGACGGAUAUUUAGAGAUGUAGUGUUGGGUUUGGAAUAUCUCCAUCAUCAAGGCAUUAUACAUCGAGAUAUAAAACCUGCCAACUUAUUACUUACCGCCGAUAAUGUUGUAAAAAUCUCGGAUUUUGGUGUAUCACAUUUUAGUCAACGUGCUGCCGCAGUCGAGUUGCAAGGAAAUAAUAAUUCUGCACCUACUCAAGAAGAUAUGGACUUAAUUAAAACUGCCGGAAGUCCCGCGUUUUUUGCUCCCGAACUGUGUUUUCCCGGAGAUUUGUCACGGGAGAUAAUUUCUAAUUCGAUAGUAACUGGUAAUUCUGGUAAUUCUUCUGAAUCGCUUUUGAAAUCCCAUUCAACUACCAAUUCUAUAUCAGUACGAGGACAACGACCUCCUAUUACCAAAGCUAUCGAUGUCUGGGCCCUUGGUGUUACACUAUAUUGCUUCAUUUUCGGAAGAUGUCCUUUCAUAGCAGAUACGGAAUUUGAAUUAUUUUUUCAUGUUAUACCUAGGCAACCAUUGGAAUUUCCCGAGGAUAUACCUAUUUCAGACAGUUUAAAAGAUUUACUUACAAGUUUAUUGGAAAAAGAUCCACAAAAAAGAAUCACUCUAGGGGAAGUCAAAAAACAUCCAUGGAUAAUCGCUGAUCUUCCAAAUCCACAGAAAUGGCGAGAUGAUACCGAUCCAAGGAAGUAUCAGGCGCUUACGGUUACGGAUGAGGAAGUUAAAAGCGCCUACACAUUGAUAGAUCGGUUAAAAAAGAAAAUUCGUAAAAUUUCAUUGUCAUUAGUAGGAAUGUUACGGUCUGGCAAAGAUCAUGAUCUGAAUCAGUCUUUUGAACCAGUUCAAGUG